Molecule: messenger RNA, 891 nt
Organism: Eremomyces bilateralis CBS 781.70
Lineage: Eukaryota; Fungi; Ascomycota; Dothideomycetes; Eremomycetales; Eremomycetaceae
Product: ferredoxin reductase-like protein
Exons: 4
Coding region: 1-891 (296 amino acids)
Cellular component (GO): mitochondrion
Molecular function (GO): oxidoreductase activity
Source: RefSeq, a predicted model, not a curated record
AUGUACACUUCGAAGCAGAAUCUGCCCCAUGAAGAACGGACGGCUAGUGAGCCUCGGGGUUCCGAUCUGCAUACCGUGAAAAUCCGGUCGGUAAAGCAAGUAAAUCAAGAUAUACGCGUGUUCAAGUUGGGGAUUGAGAGCGGUCCCGGAAUCCAGUUCCGCCCUGGGCAAUGGCUGGACGUUCAUGUCCCAUCUGUCCCGAAAGCUGGCGGCUUCACCAUCACCUCACCCCCUGAAGCGGCCCUACCACCCGAGGAUAACGACCAUGCCGGUCCGUACCUGGAGCUUGCCAUCCAGUAUUCGUCAGAGAAUCCUCCUGUAGACUGGCUGUGGCAGCCGCCCGAUAUCCUCAUGCAUCAGAACUUGAACGUUCGCGUUGGUGGAAGCUUCGUAUGGCCGCCGGCUGAGAUUCCUCCAGAAACGAUUGAAGGCGCGAUUUUCGUCGCUGGCGGUGUUGGUAUCAAUCCGCUCAUCUCCAUGCUCACCCACCUCUCCAUAUCCGGCCCGUUCCCUCGAAAAGUCCACAUUAUCUACAGCACCAAAUGUGAGCCCCUUAUCUCUCCACCGGAGAUCCUCUUCCUCCCGCGCCUCAUCGCGCUUGCAGACCGCCAUCCGUCCGAUCUCUACCUCCAGCUGCAUGUCACCAGCAUCGAGCGCGCUAAGUCAUCCGUCGAAAAGUUGUGGGCGUGUGAUCAUCUUCGAUUACAGUUCGGUCGAGUGAAGCGGGUGGCGAUUGCGAACGUGGUGGAAGGUUGGAGAAGGGAGGAGGUGAGCCCGAAGCGCUCGGUCGGUUAUGUGUGUGGGCCACCAGCGAUGACGGAUAAAAUGGUUAAAUGUUUGAAAGACAUGGGAUUACCAAAAGAACGGGUGUUCUGUGAGAAGUGGUGGUGA